UGCCAACGAAAGUCAAAAGGGGAAGAGGCUGGCUGCGCUGUGUACGUGCGGUAUGUAUACGUAUUAACGUUAUCCGGGUUUUCCGUGGCGGGGCGUACAGCAAUGGCGGAAGUACGCUGCAACACCCAUCUUCUCGACCUGCCCGACGAGGUCAUAGUACAGUGUUUCUCAUCACUAGACUUUCCGUCCAUAUUGAACAUUUCACUGUCUUGCAAACGACUUCAUCGUUUCUCGAAAUACGACGAGGUAUGGAAGGGCGUCUAUUUCCACGUGUGGCCGUGCAAGAACGACGUUGCAUCGCAUCCUGUAGUCCAACGUGUACUACACUGCAACUCCUGGUACGAAUCAGCACGUUACCGACGACGUCUGUAUCAACGUUUGUCUCACAUGAUGAGUUACCCGAGUUUCCGGUUUGAGCUAGAUCACGGCAAAUACUCGAAGUACGCUCACAAUAUUAGUGUGGAAUCCCUAGUUGCACUGAUCCUUUGUAUUGGCGCGUUCGGAGUACCCGGUGUUGGUGAUGGAUGCACGUGGGGAGAGCACCAGGGCCUAGCUGUGGGCUACGCUGCAGAAAAUUUCAAUAUGAAAACAAGAGUGGAUGAUGUGCUGGAAGAGUUGUUUGUCAACACGACUGCAUUUGAUGACAAGGAGUCUGGGGUUUUGGACUUUGUGAGGUAUACCGACUGGGCCAAGCACUUCAACUCUAGUGAUAUCUAUGGUGUCCUGUGGAAUACUGGAUGGCUGAGGCUUCAUCCUAUGGUAAUAGAGAGACAUCCACAGAGAGAGGGAGCCAUAUCGUUGGGACACGUGAAUGAUAGGAUGGGACAAUCGCAUCCUUUGUAUGGAUUAAUAGCUUGCACAUUGAAGCAGCCGGCUUCUUUUAUGUGUGGAGGACACGAGUAUGCGUUCUCGAAUAGUUCAGCAGGCUCGAACGGUCCGUUUAUUAUUGAUCGGAAAGAUUCCACAAUAGAAAAAAGAGCGGCAACGUGCCAGUUAGUGUAGAUACAGGCACAGGUAUUGUGUUAGAGUGCAUUACUUGCAAGUUGUGUUUGUCUGAGUGACUGGCAUUAUAUUAGCAUUGAUCAUUGUGUAAUGUAUAACAGAAAAUAAUGCAAGCAAAAUCAAAAUACACAGCAGAAAGUGUUUUAAGUGUGUGUGUGUGUGUGUGUGU
Messenger RNA from Corticium candelabrum, 1171 nucleotides. RefSeq lists its product as uncharacterized. Gene Ontology annotation, molecular function: protein binding. The record is from RefSeq and is a predicted model, not a curated record. Lineage: Eukaryota; Metazoa; Porifera; Homoscleromorpha; Homosclerophorida; Plakinidae. The transcript has a single exon. Bases 103 to 1002 code for a protein of 299 amino acids.